Athalia rosae (coleseed sawfly) is the source of this 1220-nucleotide messenger RNA. RefSeq names its product ester hydrolase C11orf54 homolog. NCBI's taxonomy places the organism in Eukaryota, Metazoa, Arthropoda, Insecta, Hymenoptera, Athaliidae. The transcript has 7 exons. The record is from RefSeq and is a predicted model, not a curated record. Gene Ontology annotation, cellular component: nucleus. Gene Ontology annotation, molecular function: hydrolase activity, acting on ester bonds; zinc ion binding. The coding region runs from base 146 to 1108 and encodes 320 amino acids.
AUAGUAAUGAAUGACCUUAGUUUGUAUUCAGAUCUUCGGAGGAAAGUUCUGGCUCAGCUGAAUGCAAACACAUAGUGCACAUAAUUUUUUUUGGAUAAUUUUAACAAUUUUUUCAAAAACUGUCACGUAAACUCCUUAACUUACAAUGGCAACUUUGGAUUCCAGUAAAUUACCCAUAGUGCGUAGAGCGUUGCAUGUUCCAUCUUUAGAAGAAAUCAAAGAUGUUCUAGCGCGAGCCUUGCCUGGAAACUUUGCUGAAUCAACAGUAGAAGUAGUUGAUUGUCCCGACCUUACUCAACAGCCGUUCACCCUUGCUGCUCCAGGUCUUGGUGGAGGUACAAAGCUUCUUGAAGUCGGAGGACCUCCAUUUUUAACUCCUCUUGUAAAUAGAGAAAAAGUAUAUGAUGUCAAAACUCUAUGUCAGAAUGUGAACCACAGUGGACGAGCUUUUGUAAUUGGAGCAGGAGCUGGGCCGUGGCCACAUUUCAAUUCCAAUUGCGAGUUAAUAAUGAACAUAUCAAUUUCGCCAUCCGAAGUUAAAAAUGAGACCCGCAUCGCUUUAGUUGAUCAAAAGGAUGGCAAAUGUGUUCAACAGAGUCUACCUAAGACUGAAACACGGUUCGCUCUACUCAGUAAUUUGUUCUUGAGCGAGGGUAAACCUGGAAAGGUAAUCAAGGUCCAUGCUAAGAAACGCACUGGCAAAGAUAAUUUUAUCACUACCAUUCGGAAGGCAUUAGCAGCACGUUACACAAAACAACUUGUCGGUUUGGGAGGCACAUUUCUGCUUAAAGAAGGUAAAGCCCACCAGCACAUUAUGCCGGACUUUUCCAUCACACCCCUAAAUAACGAUGCAGACGUGAACAAGUGGCUAAAUUUCUAUGACAUGUCUGCCCCAUUGAUUAUGGUCGGGACUCUAGUGACUUCUGAAACAGACGACUUGGAUCUACGAGUCCAACACUUUCAUAGCUUUUCUCAUCAUGGCGAGGCAGGACAUUACCAUGACGAUACGACUCCGGACACUGUAGAGUAUUUGGGAUACUUCAACGUUGGCGAGGCUCUUUACAGAAUAGAUCAGCCACCCGUUGCUCUGGGAUAUGGGAAAGAUUAGAUACAAUCUGCAAAAAGGUUCUGAAAAAGUUUGCAAUAUGGCUUCAUGUUUAACAUGUACAUAAAACACAUAUGCAAUUUUUUCUUAUAAUAAAGUCUAUUCCAGUUUAAAA